Topomyia yanbarensis is the source of this 1410-nucleotide messenger RNA. It is a transcript of the gene mRF1, whose product is annotated as peptide chain release factor 1-like, mitochondrial. The coding region runs from base 106 to 1356 and encodes 416 amino acids. Lineage: Eukaryota; Metazoa; Arthropoda; Insecta; Diptera; Culicidae. The transcript is spliced from 2 exons. Gene Ontology annotation, biological process: translational termination. Gene Ontology annotation, molecular function: translation release factor activity. The record is from RefSeq and is a predicted model, not a curated record.
UUUUCAUACAUGUUUAUUAUCAUCGCCAUAUAAGUAUCUAUCCCGUUAGGAAUUUCAGUGCAAAAUCGUUCAAUAUUACGUGAUUUUCAAUGAAAAUCAGCAAACAUGUUUCUUAGACGGAUUUGCUGUUUAGGAGGAACCCUCCAGCGUAAAAGUCUAAUAGUACGUACCGUGCUUGAACAGAAAUAUAGGCCGAUUUCCUGUGUGACACGGUUUUCACCGCUUGCACAGCAGUACCCAUUAGGAUCUCGGUCCGACGAAGGAUUCCAGAUCAGCGAUGAAAGUAUUCAAAAAUAUCUAGAAAAUAUACGUUUGGAGUAUUACUCGCUAAAAGUAAUGGAUCAGCCGAACAAAAAAGACGUCAAAAGGUUGGUGUUACUAUCGCACAUUGUGGAGAUGUACGAGCAGCGUAGGAUCAUUGUUGAUAAUCUCAAGUCGCUACAGGAGAUGGGGUCGGAAAAGGACGAAGAUAUGUUGCAGCUGAUGAAAGAGGAAACAGAGGCAUACACCAACAUUCUUACCAAAUUAGAUAAUGAAAUUAUGGAUGGUAUCCUUUCCAUGGAUGAAGAGGAAGACUUUAAUGCAUUGGUUUUGGAAGUAGCUGCUGGUGUGGGCGGCCAGGAAGCUAUGUUGUUUGCACGUGAAAUUUUCGACAUGUACUGUGGAUUUGCAGAGUACAAAGGUUGGAGCAUUGAUAGCCUGCAAACUGAGGGCACCGAACUAGGAGGCAUCCGACAUGCUUCCAUAAUAAUCUCCGGUAGGGAUGCUUAUAGGUAUCUGAAAUUCGAGGCCGGCGUUCAUCGUGUUCAACGGGUUCCCGCUACAGAAAAGGCAGCUAGGAUACACACCAGCACCGCAACCGUAUCGGUUAUUCCUCGACCAGACGAAUUUCACAUAGAACUUAAAGAACAAGAUUUAAAGAUCGAAACUAAACGAGCCAGUGGAGCCGGUGGUCAGCAUGUCAAUACAACAGACAGCGCUGUUCGUAUUGUUCACAUUCCUACCGGAAUUGCAGUUGAAUGUCAAGAGGAUCGUUCACAAGCUAAAAAUAAAGAAAUGGCCAAGCAAAAGUUGUUGGCUAAAUUAACCAAACAGGAAUUGGAAGCCAAAUUCAACAGUAGUCAGUCAAUGAAAAAAUCACAGGUAGGAUCAAGUUUACGUAAUGAGAAGAUACGUACUUACAACUAUAACCAGGAUCGUAUUACUGAUCACCGAGUAGAAAACGGAACAACUCACAACUUGAAAGCAUUCCUGGAAGGAGGACACCAGCUGGAUGACAUGGUUAUUAAACUACGCUCAGCUCACAGAAAACAGCAAUUGAUGGAAAUUGUUAAUAGCACUAUUACCGACAAGUAGACAAUAUAUUUAUAAUUCAUAAGAGUUCAAAAAUUAAACAUAUGAAAAUGUUCA